This is a messenger RNA of Laccaria bicolor S238N-H82, 694 nucleotides long. RefSeq lists its product as uncharacterized. Lineage: Eukaryota; Fungi; Basidiomycota; Agaricomycetes; Agaricales; Hydnangiaceae. The transcript has 7 exons. Gene Ontology annotation, cellular component: proton-transporting V-type ATPase, V0 domain. Gene Ontology annotation, molecular function: proton-transporting ATPase activity, rotational mechanism. Gene Ontology annotation, biological process: proton transmembrane transport. The record is from RefSeq and is a predicted model, not a curated record. Bases 1 to 666 code for a protein of 221 amino acids.
AUGGGCUAUUACUCGACUUAUUAUUCCUAUGGCCUCCCUACCUUUCUCGUAAUUAUUAUUGCACUCUAUCUUCUCUUUACCGACUCCGGAGAGGCGUUCAACGUUGGUCGCUUUCUUGAAGAAUCAAGCCCAUAUGCGUGGGGCGCUGUUGGAAUUGGCCUUUGCAUCGGUCUAAGUGUUUUGGGUGCGGGGUGGGGAAUCUUUGUAACGGGAUCAUCUAUCCUUGGAGGAGGCGUCAGAACUCCUCGCAUCACGACAAAGAAUCUUAUCAGCAUUAUCUUCUGCGAAGUUGUCGCCAUAUACGGAGUCAUCAUCGGCAUCGUAUAUUCUGCAAAACUGAACGCUGUCGCCGAAAGCGUUCUAUACACACGCGAAAAUUACUUCACAGGAUUCGCGCUUUUCUGGGGUGGUCUGACUGUUGGAGCGUGUAAUUUGAUAUGUGGUGUCUGUGUUGGCGUCACUGGGUCUACUGCGGCGCUCGCCGACGCUGCAGACCCAGAUUUGUUUGUCAAAAUUCUCGUUGUAGAGGUCUUUGGCAGUAUUCUGGGCCUCUUCGGUCUUAUUGUUGGGUUGCUCAUGAUCGGUUCUGCGAAUGACUUUGUUGGAGCUGCUCCUCAAGUAGCUGCAACAACUGCCAAAGCUGUAGUAUCUCCAUUCGUGCACUAAUCGGUUUAAUAUACCACAAAUGGCUCUC